This is a messenger RNA of Dovyalis caffra, 552 nucleotides long. Lineage: Eukaryota; Viridiplantae; Streptophyta; Magnoliopsida; Malpighiales; Salicaceae. The record is from the annotation of a GenBank genome assembly.
AUGAAGAGUGGUUGCUUAAAAUCUUCCAUUCCUCUUCUGGUCAUUCUUCUGCUAACACAUUAUUGCUCGCAUAUUGAGGCUGAGCAACGUCACCCAAGUGGCGAAGUGGUGGGAAAGAAACUCCCACCUGGGGAGAAUGACUCAGAUUUUUGUGUUCCAGGCAAAGCCUACUCAACCUACAGAUGUUCACCUCCAGUCUCUAGCCGCACCAAGGCCUUCCUCACAUUCAAUGUCUUUGAAGAAGGUGGAGAUAUUCCAUCUUUUUGCGACGCUAAAAACUAUUCUAAUGAUAAACCAAUUGUGGCAUUAUCAACUGGAUGGUUCGAUAACGCAAGUAGGUGCCUUAAACGCAUCAAUGUCACCGCUAAUGGGCGUAGCGUGCUGGCCUUGGUGGUGGAUGAAUGUGCCUCAGCUAUGGGUUGCGACGCAGAUAAUGAUUAUCAGCCUCCAUGUGCUAACAACAUUGUGUCUGCCUCAAGUGCUGUAUGGAAAGCCUUAGGUGUGCCUCAUGAUAAAUGGGAUGGUCUAAAUAUCACAUGGUCUGACGCUUAA